Messenger RNA from Triticum dicoccoides, 1925 nucleotides. RefSeq names its product scopoletin glucosyltransferase-like. The coding region runs from base 131 to 1624 and encodes 497 amino acids. Gene Ontology annotation, molecular function: UDP-glucosyltransferase activity. The record is from RefSeq and is a predicted model, not a curated record. Lineage: Eukaryota; Viridiplantae; Streptophyta; Magnoliopsida; Poales; Poaceae. The transcript has a single exon.
GGUCUCAUUUCACACCUCAAUGUGCAGCACAAGCUUGACAAUUUCAACUCGUGGCAGAGACUCACUCAGACAGUCAGCUAAGAGUGGUGGUUAACUGUGAUCUGUGGUUACUGUAGGCCGGCAAGCAGCCAUGGCCGGCGAUGAUGAGCAGCGGCCGCUACACAUCCUCUUCUUCCCGUUUCCCGCUCCCGGCCACCUCAUCCCGGUCGCUGACAUGGCCGCGCUCUUCGCGACUCGCGGCGCGAAGUGCACAAUCCUCACCACGCCGGUCAACGCUGCCAUCAUCCGCCCGGCCGUCGACCGUGCCAACGACGCUCGCCGUGGAACUGCGGAUUCCCCGCCCCCGCCGGCGAUCCAGAUCUCCGUCGUGCCCUUCCCUGACGUUGGGCUCCCGCCGGGCGUCGAGAACGCCACGGGCCUUACCGGCGACGCCGACCGCGACAAGUUCUUUCACGCGAUCCAGCGGUUCCGCGAGCCCUUCGAGCAGUUCUUUGCGGGCGAAUGCCCUGAUGCCGUCGUCGCCGACAGCCACUUCCAGUGGUCCGUCGACGCCGCCGCGGAGCACGGCGUCCCGCGGCUGGCGUUCCUCGGCACCAGCAUGUUCGCGCGGGCCUGCACCGACAGCAUGCUGCGCAACAACCCGCUGGCGUCUUGCCCCGACGCCGUCGUCUCCCUGCCGGGGCUGCCGCACCGCGUCGACAUGUUACGGAGCCAGAUGGUGGACCCCUCCAAGCGGCCGGAGAGUUUCGCCUUCUUCCAGCGCGUGAACGCCGAGGACCAGAGGAGCUACGGCGAGGUGUUCAACAGCUUCCACGAGCUGGAGCCGGACUACGUCGAGCACUACCGCACGACGCUCGGCCGCCGCGUAUGGCUCGUCGGGCCGGUUGCACCAGCCGGCGGAGACAUGGGCGCGACCAAAGGCGCCACCAGCGAGCUCUCGCCCGACGGCGCGGGCUGCCUGCGGUGGCUCGACACGAAGCCGGCCGGCUCGGUGGUGUACGUCUCCUUCGGCACGCUGUCCAGUUUCUCGCCGGCCGAGCUGCGCGAGCUCGCCCGCGGCCUCGACCUCUCAGGCAAGAACUUCGUGUGGGUCAUCAGCCACGCGGGCGCAGGAGCAGACGCCGACACCGAUGCACAACCUGAGUGGAUGCCCGAAGGCUUCGCCGAGCUUAUCGCGCCACCGGGCGGGCGCGGCUUCAUCAUCCGCGGCUGGGCGCCGCAAACGCUCAUCCUGAGCCACCCGGCAGUCGGGGCCUUCUUGACGCACUGCGGAUGGAACUCUACGCUGGAGGCCAUCAGCGCCGGCGUGCCGAUGAUCACGUGGCCGCGGUUCGGCGACCAGUUCUUCAACGAGAAGCUCGUCAUGGAGGUGCUCCAGGUCGGGGCCAGCGUCGGUGCCUGCGACUACGCGUCGUUCAUGGAGACCCAUCAUGGCGUGGUCCGCGCCGAGGUGGUCGCGGAAUCCAUCGGGACGGUGAUGGGCGACGGCGAGGAGGGCGAGGCGAUACGGAGCAAGGCCAGGGAGCUCGGUGUCAAAGCUAGGAGGGCAGUAGGCAACGCCGGGUCGUCGUACGGCGAUGUUGGGCGGCUGAUGGACGAGUUGAUUGCUCGCCGACGGACUUAAGGUUGGUUGGACGAUAGACGUCGGAUUCUUCGCUCGGCAGCUUAAUUCUUGUCUUCGGUCUUCCGUCCUUUGCUUGUGUGCCAAAGUUGAAAAACUUUGUUGGUGUUGUUGUUAUAAACUGUAACUAGGAAAAUUGCCCGUGCGUUGCAACGGGGAAAACAAACGCCACACGCUCUAAGCAUGGUUCCAGAUCCGCCCCCUCCCCUCAACUACAAACUGCUUAUCUUUUGUCAUGUCCUUCUCUCUCUCUAUCCCUCUGUGUGUAACCUCAAUGUAAGUUACUGCAAUAAUAUUUUUUAUU